GGCUGCCUCAUCUGGCACUGAUUAUCCUGCUGCUGCUGCCGCUGCUAAACUCAGCUGCUGCCUCUGUCCUGAGGACCCCAGAGCCUCUGCCCCCCCGCCAUGCUGCCUGCUGCCACGGCCUCCUUCCUGGGGCCGCUCCUCACUGCCUGGGCCCUGCUACCCCUCGCCCAGGGCCAGACCCCCAACUAUACCAGACCUGUGUUCCUCUGUGGAGGGGAAGUGACUGGGGAGUCAGGUUACGUGGCAAGCGAAGGUUUCCCCAACCUUUACCCCCCCAAUAAGGAGUGCAUCUGGACAAUAACGGUCCCUAAGGCCCAGACUGUGUCCCUCUCCUUCCGAGUCUUUGACCUGGAGCUGCACCCCGCCUGUCGCUAUGAUGCCCUGGAGGUCUUUGCUGGGGCUGGGACCUCAGGCCAGCGGCUCGGACGCUUCUGCGGGACCUUCCGGCCGGCGCCAGUAGUCGUCCCCGGUAACCAGGCGACCCUGAGGAUGACUGCAGACGAAGGCACGGGAGGACGAGGCUUCCUGCUCUGGUACAGCGGGAGGGCCACCUCAGACACUGAGCACCAAUUUUGCGGGGGGCGGAUGGAGAAGGCCCAGGGAACCCUGACUACGCCCAACUGGCCGGAAUCCGAUUACCCCCCGGGCAUCAGCUGUUCCUGGCAUAUCAUCGCACCUCCGGACCAGGUGAUCUCGCUGACCUUCGGGAAGUUUGACCUGGAGCCAGACACCUACUGCCGCUACGACUCGGUCAGCGUGUUCAACGGAGCCGUGACCGACGACGCCAAGAGGCUGGGGAAGUUCUGCGGCGACAAGGUCCCCGGCCCCAUCUCCUCCGACGGGAACGAGCUCCUCGUCCAGUUCGUCUCUGACCUCAGCGUCACAGCAGAUGGCUUCUCAGCCUCCUACAGAGCCCUGCCUCGGGGUGCCGCCGAAGCAGGGCCGGCCGGGAGCCCGGGAGAGGAGCGGCAGCCUGGCCCCAGCCCCAAGCCAGGAGCUGGGCCCAAAGUCAAGCCCCCCACUAAGCCCCGACUCCCACCUGGGGAGAAACCAAAGGCCUCGCCUGAGGCAGAGUUGACGCCGGUAGGCCCCGAUGCUCCCGGCACCCCUUGCCCAAAGCAGUGCCGGCGGACAGGCACCUUGCAGAGCAACUUCUGUGCCAGCAGCUUGGUGGUGACAGCAACAGUGAAGUCCAUGGUGCGGGGUCCAGGCGAGGGCCUCACUGUCACUGUCAGUCUUAUUGAUGCUUAUAAAACCGGAAACCUGGACCUGCCCUCUCCACCCACUGAUACACCCCUGAAGCUUUACGUGCCCUGCAGGCAGUGUCCCCCCAUGAAGAAAGGGGCCAGUUAUCUGUUGAUGGGUCAAGUGGAAGAGAACAGAGGUCCAGUUCUUCCUCCAGAGAGCUUCGUGGUUCUCUACCGGCCCAACCAGAACCAGAUCCUCACUAACCUAAGCAAGAGGAGGUGCUCCUCCCAGCCUGUGAUGGCUGCUGGAUCCGAGGCUUGAGACCUAGGCCAGCCUCAGGCCUCUGGCUCUCGGCCCCCUUUCUCAUCCAAAUAAAUAUUUCUUGACUAAG
Molecule: messenger RNA, 1579 nt
Organism: Loxodonta africana (African savanna elephant)
Lineage: Eukaryota; Metazoa; Chordata; Mammalia; Proboscidea; Elephantidae
Gene: PCOLCE
Product: procollagen C-endopeptidase enhancer
Exons: 9
Coding region: 100-1509 (469 amino acids)
Biological process (GO): proteolysis
Molecular function (GO): protein binding; peptidase activator activity; collagen binding
Source: RefSeq, a predicted model, not a curated record